AUGUCUCAGCAGUACGCCAAGGACCAGCCUGAGGGCUUUGUCAACAAACUUGAACGAGUUGCCAUCAUCGGUGCUGGUGGAAGUGUUGGCAAAUACCUGGCCAAACACAUCAUCGAGACCGGAAAGCACACAGUCACCGCAAUCACUCGCAAGGGAAGCACCAACACUGCUCCCCAAGGUGCUCGUGUCGUCACAGUCGACUACGAAGAUGAAAACUCUCUUGUCGAAGCUCUCAGAGGACAGCAGUUCCUCGCCAUCUCACUUUCUGUCCAAGUUGCUCCCGGCACCCAGGAGCGGAUCGUUCGCGCUGCCGCAACCGCGGGUGUACCUUGGAUCAUGCCCAACGUCUACGGUAUUGACAUCCUCAACAAGUCCCUCGCCGAUGAGAACAUGACCGGUGGAGGUGUCUACCCCGGCAUCAAUGCUAUUGAAGAGGCAGGUGUUUCAUCCUGGAUUGCCAUGUGCUGUUCUUUCUGGUACGAAUUCUCUGUCUGCCAGGGUCCUCAAUGGUACGGUUUCGACUUUAGCAAUGGGCAGAAGAAGGUCACAUUCUACGACGACGGCAAUACCCAGAUCAAUACUUCAACCUGGGACCAGUGUGGUCGAGCUUUUGCUUCCCUUCUCAGUCUCAAGGUCAUUCCUGAUGAUGAGAACGACAAGUCUCCCACCAUUUCCCAAUGGCGAAACAAGCCCCUCUACAUUUCCAGCUUCCUCCUCUCUCAGCGACAGAUGCUUGACAGUCUUCAGCGCGUGACCGGCACUACAGACAAGGAUUGGACCAUUGAGUAUGAGGGCGCCAAAGAGCGAUGGCAGCGUGGUGUUGACAUGGUGAAGAGCGGUGAUCGUUCUGGCUGGGCGCUUGCCAUGUAUUCGCGAACAUUCUUUCCCAAUGGUGAUGGUAACUUUGAGGCCAAGUAUGGACUUGCUAAUAAGGUUCUGGGAUUGCCUGAGGAGGACUUGGAUGAGGCCAGCGCUAAGGCUCUUAAGAUGGCUGAAGAUAACUAUAACUACUACAUGAACCGAACUCACUAG
This is a messenger RNA of Fusarium poae, 1032 nucleotides long. RefSeq lists its product as uncharacterized. NCBI's taxonomy places the organism in Eukaryota, Fungi, Ascomycota, Sordariomycetes, Hypocreales, Nectriaceae. Gene Ontology annotation, molecular function: oxidoreductase activity. The record is from RefSeq and is a predicted model, not a curated record. Bases 1 to 1032 code for a protein of 343 amino acids. The transcript has 2 exons.